Molecule: messenger RNA, 3616 nt
Organism: Octodon degus (degu)
Lineage: Eukaryota; Metazoa; Chordata; Mammalia; Rodentia; Octodontidae
Gene: Xk
Product: X-linked Kx blood group
Exons: 3
Coding region: 277-1608 (443 amino acids)
Cellular component (GO): membrane
Source: RefSeq, a predicted model, not a curated record
ACGGCGCGUGUGGGCGUGUCCCUGAGGGCCCGCGCUCCCGCCCCCUCAGCCGGCUUGGCGCCCCCAGGCCCCAGCUCCUUAGCCCGGGCCGGUGGGCCGGGCCCGCGUGGCCUCCGCAGGCUGCGCAGAGCGCGGGAGCCGUUGGAGCUGGGAAUGCCGGGAGCCCCUCAAGCAGCGGCCACCGCCAGCCCGCGCCGGCCUCCGCCGGCCUCUGCCAGCCUCCGCGCCGGCCGCUGCCUCCGUGCCUGUCCCUGUGAGCGCCGCUGACGCGCGGAGAUGAAAUUCCCGGGCUCCGUGCUGGCGUCCGUGUUCCUGUUCCUGGCCGAGACGACGGCGGCGCUCUACCUGAGCAGCACCUACAGGUCGGGCGGGGACCGCAUGUGGCAGGCGCUGACGCUGUUGUUCUCGCUCAUGCCCUGCGCUGUAGUGCAACUCACGCUCGUCUUCGUGCACCGCGACCUCAGCCGGGACCGCCCGCUCGUGCUGCUGCUGCACCUGCUACAACUCGGGCCCGUCUUCAGGUGUUUUGAGGCCUUGUACAUCUACUGUCAGUCAAACCAUGAUGAAGAACCUUACGUCAGCAUCACUAAGAAGCGGCAGAUACCAAAAAAUGGCCUAUCAGAGGAGAUCGAGAAGGAGGUGGGCCAGGCAGAAGGCAAGCUAAUCACCCACCGGUCUGCAUUCAGCCGGGCAUCGGUAAUCCAGGCUUUCCUGGGCUCGGCCCCCCAAAUGACCCUGCAGCUGUAUAUAAGUGUCUUGCAGCAACAAGUCACUUUGGGCAGAGGCUUCUUAAUGACCUUGUCCAUGUUGUCCAUUGUUUAUGGAGCCUUGCGCUGCAACAUUCUAGCCAUCAAAAUCAAGUACGAUGAGUAUGAAGUCAAAGUGAAGCCACUGGCCUAUGUCUGCAUUUUCCUCUGGAGGAGCUUUGAGAUUGCCACUCGAGUCAUCGUCCUGGUCCUCUUUACCUCCAUCAUGAAGACCUGGGUGGUGGUUGUCAUUCUUGUCAACUUCGUCAGCUUCUUCUUGUAUCCCUGGAUCCUCUUCUGGUGUAGUGACUCUCCAUUUCCUGAGAACAUAGAGAAGGCCCUCAGUCGGGUGGGCACUGCCAUUGUGUUGUGCUUCCUUACUUUACUCUAUGCUGGUAUCAACAUGUUCUGCUGGUCAGCUGUACAGCUGAAAAUCAACAAUCCUGACCUCAUCAGCAAGUCCCAUAACUGGUACCAGCUACUGACGUACUAUAUGACAAGGUUCGUUGAAAAUGCCAUCCUCCUGCUCCUGUGGUAUCUUUUCAAGACUGACAUCUACAUGUAUGUGUGUGCACCUCUGUUGAUUCUGCAGCUUCUCAUUGGGUACUGCACAGCUAUUCUAUUCAUGCUUGUGUUCUACCAGUUCUUUCACCCUUGCAAAAGGCUUUUCUCCUCCAGUGUUUCUGAAAGCUUUCAGGCAUUCAUUAGGUGUCUCUGCUGCACCUGCAGGUGGCAGAGUACCUCUGAGUCAGUAGGAAAGGCAAACUUAACAUCUUCCAGAGACCAAGAUGAGACACCUUCUACCAGUAAAAUAAGUCCUGAUCCCACUCAGAUGAGUGCUAAUGAUCUGUGCUCUGUUUAAUAUGACCUGAGGUCUCUCAGGGCACAACCAUGGUGUUUUCUGAGUUGAUACCUGUUCUUCAUACAUAUAAGGAGCCCUGCACAGGGACAAAGGCAGAAAGUUGGCUGUCAACUCCUUGUGAGCUGCUGCUGUAUUAUUGAGUUGUUGGGUAUGUGGGAACUAUGAGGAGAAGCCAGGAAUACCUGCAUGUUGAAGGGGCAGCCUAAUGCACGAUAGUUCAGAGGUGACCAUGUUAUGUUCUUACAGGCCUUACUGGUUGGUUCACUGACAAAAGUACCCCUAAAGUUUGAAUUGGGCUGUUUACAUCUAUCAGGUAGAAUGAGGAAAGGGGACUGUUUUUCAGUUUUCUGGAUUGUUGGUCUGGGUAGCCUGAUGAUUUAUUACCCCCAACCAGGUUUUCACCCAAGAGUCAUCCUGAUGAUCAGAGAAGCUGACUGGGAUUUUGCCAUCAGCAACAUCAUUCUUAUCUUAUAGUGAAGGCUGUUCAAGUUUGGUUUUUGAAUAGAGAUGUGUUCCAUUUUCAUCUCAUUAAGGAUAUUUGUACAUAACCAACAGUAGCCUCCAUGGCAUAUUCUCUGUAAUUGAUUCAAGAGACUAGAUUUGGCAUCUUUAUUCCGUAGCAUCCAUAGCUGCAAAAUUGAGUUCUAAAUUUGGGUAUAGAAGCCCUAGAAUUUUAGGAAAAAUGUUUCCUUCCAUAUGUUGAAGAAAUUUUUGAAUUUUAGAAAGAGCAAGAUGUUGCUAAAAUAUCAAAUUAAUGGAGGGUUGUAUAAGUAGAAUUCUUACCUUCUCAGAAUCUUUGAAUGUUUAAAGGUAGUAAUCUGCUGCAAAGUAGGCUUCAACCUACUUAAGAUUCAGUUGUGUCCUACAGUUCUGGUGAAAUUAUAAUACAAUUUUCUAGGAUUUGAAUUUUCAGUACAAAAAAGAAAAAAAAACAUAGCCUUCACACCCACCUCCCUCUCCUUUGCCUAUCAGAAAUAUUUUAGAUGAGUUAUCUCAGUUAAAUUUUUCUGGGAAAUCCUGUGGAAGUCUCUCACCCCAUGUAGGUUUAUAGGGUAUUUAAUUUUCACUAUUUGAAAAGAAAAUGCUUUUCUCACCAUCAACUCUAAUUAGUGAUUGAUAUUAGAAGUUUUUGAAUUUUAGAAAGAGCUGAAAUGACCAGGUUUUUGUUUUUCAUGGCAUGCAUUUUGAUUUUACAUAACUGUGAAUUAAUUUGAACCAAGUCUACAGUUUUAUUCUCCUAUACCACUUUAUUAUCUGUAUGAUUUUUCCUUAGCUCUGAAAUUCUAUUUGUUUCAUUAAAGAAGAGAGAGUAUUGUAGCAUAUCCUCAAUUAGAAAGUGCCUGGAACCCAUACUAUUUAUUUCUACCACUGAAAUCUUGUUAAUGAAAUACCUGGAAACAAAGAACCAUAAAGAAUAUACUAAUUUACCGUGAGUACUAUAGUAAAAUCUGACAAAUUUACAAAGAGAACUCCAUUUAUAGACUUUACUAGAUGGAACUGGGGUCCCCUUCUCUGACUUUAUGGCCCUACAAAAUAUUUAUUUGACAAUCACAAUUCUGCUAACUUUCCUUUAUAAUUGUGUUUUCAAAUUAAUAAGUAAUUUCAUAAACAUGAAUGAAGACACAACUUGGUCAUCAAUUUCCAUUUCAUUCAGGGAUCUAUGGGUAAAAUAGUAAAUAUUCUUCCACAAAUCAUUCAUGUUAUUUAAUAUUUUAAUGCUAUUCUAUAGAUAUAUAUCAGUUCUGUCUUAAACUAUAGAAACUCAAAUUUUGUUUUAUGAGAAGAUUUUCCUUGCUGGAAAUUGUCUUCGUUUGUCAAUAUUUGUGGUUUAAUUUUGUAAGAAUGCCCAGACAAUAGAUCUUUUUGUCUAUUUUUAAUGAAGUGAGAUAAAACUCAGGAUUGUCCAUGUUUUUCCACUGAGGUCAUCAAUGACCAUUUACCCAGUUGUUUUUUUUUUAAUGUAUUUAGUGCAGGGUCUAUAGGGUCUUACUACAUAGAUAGGACUCGU